UUCAGGCAUGUAGAAUUAACAAAUGACAUCGUUUGGAGAAUAGAAGGAUUCAGAGGAUGACAGUUUAACAGCUAUGGCAGAGAGCAACCUCCCAAAAACGGGAGAAGAACUGGAGUUGAAAAAUGAGUUUCCAGCCACAGCGACAGAGGAAAGUCAAGUUACGUCAAGUGACGCUGAACUGGAUGUAUACAAUGACCCUUUAAGAGGAAUAGCGAAAGUAUGUCUCGAGGAAGGUAACAAAGAAUACAGAAAAGGAGAAGCUAAUAACGCGAUAAACUCCUACACGGAAGGACUUCAAGUCAACUGCAACGAUACACGGCUGAACGCCAAGCUUUACAGCAACAGGGCAGCAGCUCAUUUCCAUUUAGCAAACUACGUGGAAUGUCUGGAUGAUGCAACAGUUGCUGUUCAAUUGGAACCCGUUUUGAUCAAAGCUAUUAAGAAAGGAGCCAGAGCUUGUGUCGAACUUUGUUGGUAUAAAGAAGCAAGGAGCUGGUUGCUUAUGGGAUUGGCCAUUGACAACAAUAACAAAAGUCUGCUUCAAUUAAUAAGGAAAUCAAAUGCUGAACUAAAAGUCAAAGCAUACACUUACGCCAGUCUGGGAUGUGCUUACUUUAAAGUUGGACAGUUCCACACAGCAAUCGAGUACCAUCAAAAAUGUCUAGAAAUUGCUAAAGAAGUGGGAGACAAGGCCGGAGAGGGAAGAAGUUAUGGCAAUCUCGGCAACGCUUAUGAUCAUCUAGGAGAGUUCAAAACAGCCAUCAAGUACCAUCAACGUCAUCUAGAAAUUGCUAAAGAAGUGGGAGACAAGGCCGGAGAGGGAAGAAGUUAUGGCAAUCUCGGCAACGCUUAUCAAGGUCUAGGAGAGUUCAAAACAGCCAUCAAGUACCAUCAACGUCAUCUAGAAAUUGCUAAAGAAGUGGGAGACAAGGCCGGAGAGGGAAUAAGUUAUGGCAAUCUCGGCAACGCUUAUCGCGGUCUAGGAGAGUUCAAAACAGCCAUCAAGUACCAUCAACGUCAUCUAGAAAUUGCUAAAGAAGUGGGAGACAAGGCCGGAGAGGGAAAAAGUUAUGGCAAUCUCGGCAACGCUUAUGAUCAUCUAGGAGAGUUCAAAACAGCCAUCAAGUACCAUCAACGUCAUCUAGAAAUUGCUAAAGAAGUGGGAGACAAGGCCGGAGAGGGAAAAAGUUAUGGCAAUCUCGGCAACGCUUAUCGCGGUCUAGGAGAGUUCAAAACAGCCAUCAAGUACCAUCAACGUCAUCUAGAAAUUGCUAAAGAAGUGGGAGACAAGGCCGGAGAGGGAAUAAGUUAUGGCAAUCUCGGCAACGCUUAUAACAGUUUAGGAGAAUUCAAAACAGCCAUCAAGUACCAUCAACGUCAUCUAGAAAUUGCUAAAGAAGUGGGAGACAAGGCCGGAGAGGGAAUAAGUUAUGGCAAUCUCGGCAAUGCUUAUCAAGGUCUAGGAGAGUUCAAAACAGCCAUCAAGUACCAUCAACGUGAUCUAGAAAUUGCUAAAGAAGUGGGAGACAAGGCCGGAGAGGGAAUAAGUUAUGGCAAUCUCGGCAACGCUUAUCGCGGUCUAGGAGAGUUCAAAACAGCCAUCAAGUACCAUCAACGUCAUCUAGAAAUUGCUAAAGAAGUGGGAGACAAGGCCGGAGAGGGAAAAAGUUAUGGCAAUCUCGGCAACGCUUAUAAAGGUCUACGACAGUUAAAAACAGCAAUCGAGUACUAUCAACGUGAUCUAGAAAUUGCUAAACAAGUGGGAGACAAGACUGGUGAGGCGUGCUCACUCUGUUCCCUUGGAAGGAGUUUUGAGUGCCAAGGAAAUCUUAUGAUGGCCAUCCACUAUUAUCACUCGAGCGUAGAGUUAUAUGAUGAUAUCAGGGCCAGUCUUCGACCCAACGAUCAGUGGACGAUUUCCUAUCGUAAUCAGCACCAAAGUGCAUACAGAGGUUUGUGGCGUAUUCAUCUCAAUCAAGGUAAAGUUGUAGAGGCUCUUCUUGCCGCAGAGAAAGGACGUGCUCAAGCUCUGAGAGAUCUCAUGGCCACAAAAUAUCAGCCUGGAGAUUCUUCAACGCAAAGCGCAUCGUGCGUUUCUUUGAGUUGGGUUCCAUUGAGCACAGUUUUUAUAGCUAUUAAUGGACCAUGCGUUUACUUCUGGGUUUGCCUCAGUGAAGAUAAUAUCCAGAUGAGAGAGGUACACGUCAACAAUUAUAAGUAUGAGGAUGAAUUGGAAGUUUUUAUAAAGCAACUGAACAAAACUGCUCUGAAGGAGAUCGGUGCAAGAGAUACUGUUACAAUCGAAACUCCUCCGUUUGAUUCGUCGACAGAAGAGGAGGUGGCCAAUGAUGUGAUCCGAGUUGAUUUCAGGCAGUUAGCAUUGGAAUCCCAGGGAGUUUUCGGAUACCAACAAAACGCUGAUAUUUGGACCAGAAACCAAUAA
Messenger RNA from Pocillopora verrucosa, 2443 nucleotides. The record is from RefSeq and is a predicted model, not a curated record. Lineage: Eukaryota; Metazoa; Cnidaria; Anthozoa; Scleractinia; Pocilloporidae.